Molecule: messenger RNA, 2592 nt
Organism: Belonocnema kinseyi
Lineage: Eukaryota; Metazoa; Arthropoda; Insecta; Hymenoptera; Cynipidae
Gene: sra
Product: protein sarah
Exons: 7
Coding region: 353-1072 (239 amino acids)
Biological process (GO): calcium-mediated signaling
Cellular component (GO): cytoplasm; nucleus
Molecular function (GO): nucleic acid binding; calcium-dependent protein serine/threonine phosphatase regulator activity
Source: RefSeq, a predicted model, not a curated record
AAAAAUUAUAAAUAAUUUGAUGAAAGUCAUACAAAACCCUCGACAUUUUUUCGUCACGCGACCAUUAUCCUCAAGACUGAUUUCUGACUUUUCGCACGACAACUACCUUAUCUGUCUCAAGUGACAUUCGAUUACGUUCAUCACUCACUGAGGAUGCAGACUAUCGUAGAAGAUAUGUUGCGGAGAGAAGAAUCUUGCUUUGUGCAGCUGAAAUGGCAAAGGAGGGAAUAAAUAGCAAACAAAAUUUGGUAACAUACAUCGCAAAAAAGAAUUGAAGCACAUUAACGUCGGAGAGGUAUUUAUUCGCAAAAUUGGAAAGGCUAGAGCAUACAGCUUGUUUAUUGCCAAAAAAAUGGAAAAGGGCAUAAAUACUGAGGAUGACGAGGAGCCAGGAGAAACAGAAACUAUGAUUAUAAACGAAGUAGAUGGAUUGCCUAGCAUGCACUCAAAUUACAGUCAACUGGAUAUUGAAUUUGAAGAGGGGGAAAGUUGUAAGGACUUGAACGCAAGAACGUUAGAUGAAUUGGUUCAUGAUGAAGACUUACCAAUGUCUAUCAUUUUGACGAAUAUAGAUCCGCUUGUCUUCACAUGUGAAGAAUUAAAGGCUGAUAUUGAGAAAUUAUGUAAAAAGUUUGGCGAGGUUGAUUCAUUUCAAUAUUUCAAGUCUUUUAGAAGGAUGAGGGUGAAUUUUACUGCUGCAAGUUUCGCAGCACAUGCCAGAAUAAAAUUGCAUCAAAAACGAUUUGGCGAAACUGACAUCAGUUGUUAUUUUGCUCAGUCCUAUACGCCUAUAGGUAUGGAAGACCAAUAUCUGCAUCCUCCGGCUCUUACUAAGCAGCACCUAAUAUCACCUCCAGCUUCUCCGCCUGUUGGUUGGGAACCUAGAUCAGAAGGCGAACCCCUUGUCAAUCAUGAUUUGCUGGCAGCUAUUUCGAAUCUAACUCCAGGAUCCAUUCACGAACUGCAUAGAGGUGGGCCUGGGCAGCCAGGUAUAGUUGUACACGUUUGUGAAGCAGCUAAAUCCAUUAAAAAAUCUACUCGUAUGGAACAGACACGUUGUACAGAACUUUAAUUUAUUAUAUUUGUUAUUUCUCUGUCGGUUCUUACUUUUUAAUAUGCAUGACAUGUUUUCGUCCAUCGAGGUAUCAAUAUGUCAUUCAAAGUAAACAAAACUUAAUGUACAUGCUACUGAUACCAAACAAUUUAUUCUUAUAUAGUGCGAAUAAGCCAUAAAUUUUAAUUAAAUAAAAAUUAGGCUUGAGUUUGUACAUAAAAAGGUUGGUAAGCCUGCCCUCAAAGGUCUCCACACAGAAUCAAGCCUGAUUAGAAUCGAUGUUCCAAUAUAUCUAAUAAGUGGUUUUCCAACCACAUGUUAAGAAUUUCAGUGACAUGUCGAGGGCCCAGGACUAGAGCUCUUAGUUCUUCACAAAUGUACACUAGAAGUAAUUGGAAAAUGCAUUGUUUUUUCAUAAAGAGAUUGGCAGAAAUAUAAACGUCCGCAAAAUAAAGGGUUAGAAUUUUUCUCGUACCAAUCUAGGAUGAAAAUUUAUUUUAUGUUCAAAGGGCACAAAAAUAAAUAUUAUUAUUCUAUUAUUUUGUUAUCGAAAGCAGUUCGACGGAACAUUUAAUUCUGGGACCUCGAAAUGCGGAAGUUUUAAAUCUAUUAUUUGUCGUUCCUUUUAAUUUUAAAUUAACGCCUUCAUCCAUUUGAUAAUUAUUGAUUUAUGCUUUAAUGGAAUAUAGGUAACGAAUGUACCGUUAAAAGAAGAAUCGCACUAUUUGCACUUUCGGAGAUUUCUAGCUAGUCCGAAAAAUCUUAUCUGUCUGUAGAUAGAGUUUUUAUCUUUUCAUCAUCAUUUAAUAGUAUAUUACAUCGUCGAAGGCCGAAGUUAAUGGUCGAAGUCCAUGAUUUUUCUUGUCAUUCUGUAAACACUAAAUGCCUGUGUUGAAACGUAUAUAACCCUAUUAGUAAUGUAAGAUAUUUUAAACGAAAGCGCCAUAUGUUAUGAGCCUACGAAGCCCAGUGAUAAUGAUAAUGGCCACUGACCGAACAUUCUGCUGUUUUGUUUUCUUUAUUUGUCAAAUUCAUCCAGUGCCAGCUCAUAUUUAACCUUAGAUUUUUGGAAUACUAAAUCUUGCUUUGCUUCUUUCACUUCUUCAUUUACGUUUAGGGGUGAGUUUUAGUAAUUUUUUCAUGAUUUUGAGUGUACGAAGAUUUACAUUUAUAAGACUAUGUGAUCUUAUUGCUGAUAUUCGAAGUUUUAACAGGUUCUAUUGUUGUUGAAAUGGUUGUAGAUAAAAGUAUGCGAUUUAUGUGGGUCCCAUAUGUGUGAGGUGUGAUUGGUUAUGUUGUUUGGCGCGAGAUUUUUAAGAUGUUCGUUCUGAGGUGAAGUUGGAUGUUUAUCUACGUGUGUUUAUAGUAAAUGAAUAAAAUAUAUUGUGUGUUAUUCUAUGGCCAUUUGUGGAACUAUUUAAAUGCCGCUAGCUGGGCGAUAUGGUAAAGGACUAUCUUAACGCUCACAUUUGUAGGGGUGUAAUAGGCUCAUAAAGUGGUAUUUUCCAAUAAAAUUAUUUACUCAUGAAUGAAGUCAA